UGACUUAUGUCAAACAUUGAUAAUAAAAUGUACACAAAAACAGUGAGCAAAGACAAAAUCCGGCGCAUCGUAUACGGCACCUGCGUUGUGCUGGCCGCCGACGGCGGCGCCAGCGGCGGGGCGCGGCCCCGCAAGGUGACCAUCACCCUCCUCCGGCGUCGGGGGUGCUGGCGAGCCCUCAGCUCGCGGAGGGUGGCCGUCUUCGCCUUCCCGGAGGCGUGCGGCCCCUUCUCCGUCCCUGCCCCGCUGGACCUGGAGUACCUCUUCAGGUGCAGCGGCAAGGCAGACGCCGGAGCCAUGCAGAUCAAGAUCUGCGUGGCGUACUACUGCCGCGGUGCCCCUCGCAAGGCCCGCGUUAGCCUGGAGGAGUUCAUGGAGCCGCUGCUGGAUGGAGGCCGACCUGGCAGUUUCUACCUGUAUAUCUACGAAGACAAGGUCGCCCUCCAGCAGGCAAGCCAACAGUUCCAGGCUCUUCCCACGGCAUGGCCACUGGAACAGAAACCCGGCAAGGGAAAGAAGGCCAUGUGUAACGAAGGACACACUGACAAUGACGACACCUACACUGAAUGGAAGGCUUACCUGGAAAAGGUGUUUUCGAUGGAUGAUGAUGAUGAAGAAAGCACCGACAAUAAUGACGACACCUACAGUGAAUGGAAGACUUACCUGGAAAAGGUGUUCUCAGUGGAAAGUGAUGAAGCAAACACCGACAACGAUGAUGACACCAACACUGAAUGGAAGGUUCCCUCGGAAAAAGUGUUUGCGGUGGAAUAUAACGAACCUGACGAGGCGGUCCACGAGGUUGUGGAAGCCUCUGAUAUGGAUGGCACUGAUGCACACGAGGCGGUCCACGAGGUUGUGGAAGCCUCUGAUAUGGAUGGCACUGAUGCAUACAAGGCGGUCAACGAAAUGGGGGAAGCCUCUGCUGGCACUGCUGCAGAAGAGGAGGCCCCCGAGCUACACCCCGAGCUGGAGCAAGCCUCUGCUGGCACUGCUGCAGAGGAGGAGGCCCCCGAGCUACACCCCGAGCUGGAGCAAGCCUCUGGUGGCACUGCUGCAGAGGAGGAGGCCCCCGAGCUACACCCCGAGCUGGAGCAAGCCUCUGGUGGCACUGCUGCAGAGGAGGAGGCCCCCGAGCUGCUCCCCGAGCUGGAGCAAGCCUCUGGUGGCACUGCCGCUGAAGAGGAGCCCCCCGAGCUACACCCCGAGCUGGGGGAAGCCUCUGGUGGCACUGCCGCAGAGGAGGAUGCCACCGAGCUUGGGGAAGGCUCUCGGAGCGGGAACAGUGCCACAGACAGGGGAGUUUCCCGUCAAGGCGAGGCCCCUUCACCAGUGUCCGUCUCUGCCGCCGCCGCCACAGGUUUCCACGCCUACCGCAGCCUCACCGUGGCUCAGAGGUUCAUCGCCCGUCUCGCAGGCCCCAGUGACCGCCAGCUGGAGGACCUGCAGCGGAGCCACGGCGUCAGCAUCGUGCGGGUCAGGCGAACCCUGCACAUCAAGGGCCACAGGGACGCCGUCCUGCAGUGCCACAGCCACGUGCGCGAUGUGAUCGUUGAGUGGCGGAGGCGCGAGGCCGCCGAGGCUCAGUAAGCGGCCCACAGACAUGCCUGUGACCCGUGACGGCCUCGUCACCACCGUGUUUCUUAGCAUUUCUUAGCAUUUCUUAACAUUCCUCUCAAUCUAGAUAUUCUG
This is a messenger RNA of Eriocheir sinensis (Chinese mitten crab), 1689 nucleotides long. RefSeq lists its product as uncharacterized. The transcript is spliced from 2 exons. The coding region runs from base 7 to 1587 and encodes 526 amino acids. Lineage: Eukaryota; Metazoa; Arthropoda; Malacostraca; Decapoda; Varunidae. The record is from RefSeq and is a predicted model, not a curated record.